GAAAUUGUUUCAAAGACGUCCAGCAGAAGCUAUUUUCAGAGAAGUUGGGACUUAACCUCAGCAAGGAGAUCAUGGACAGCAGAAAGAGGGCAGCAGCUUCUUCCAACUCUCCAAGUUUGGUUUUCUGGUCCUCGUCGUUCCCACGGCAACCGGCCAGGGUCCUAAUUGUGGAGGCGCUGCCGCCCCGAUGGUCAGAGACCCGCACGGUUCUUUGCGAUGCCCUGGACAACUUCUUGUCUCUGGCCUCUAGUCUGGAUGGGCCCUGUAGGAUACCUCUACUGAGCCUGUAUGCCGUCAGCAGGCAGCGGGAAUGUCUAUUGCCAUUUGUGCAAGUUCGUGGUAACUUCGCCAGGCUGCAUUCCUGUGUUGAAGAGCUGAGGUCUAUUCCAAGUGAAGGUUGUAUCAGAGGAGCAGCCGCAGGAGCUGAUCUGCUGCGACAGGCAGUGCUGGACAGUCUGCAGCAGUUUAAACAGUACAUCAGACACACCAGCGCUGGCAGUCAGGCCGGCAGCAACAUCUCUGUGGAGGUUACUCUGGUGACCAGCCAGCCAGGCCGUAGCAUUGUUCAUCAGCUGGAGAUGGGGCUCAAAGAUGCUGACCUGGUUUCACUGAAGCGACUCCUGGUAGUGCAGAUCUACAGUACAGGAGACUGGGGCCAAGACGCUCUCUCACCUGAGCCUGCCGCACCCUCAGAGACUGAAGACUCUCUGAUGCUGGGGACAGAGGUCGACCUGCAGCAGGUGGAGAACACUGUGUUUGCCAUAGAGACUGUGUUCAAGGCAUGGCUUCAGGAACAAGGUGGAGACAGAGAGCACCUUCACCUCUUGCUGCCAAGCCCCAUAGAUAACCUCAUUCCAGUGUGCGUGAAGUGUGACAUGCAGGAGCGCAUGAUAAGCCCGGCGCUCAUCCCGCUGACCCCGAACCUGGGAGUGAAGACUGAGAGCAUUCGGGACUUCCUGCCUGGCACUAAGGGCUCGGCCAAUCAAAGCCCAGCACCGCAGACACUGAAAGUGAUCAAAGUUCUGCGUGCAGAUGGGGUGUGUGAGAGUGUGUUGUACGGCCUUCCGCUGGUGAUCCGCCCAACCACCUGCUGGCAGCUGGACUGGGAUGAAAUGGAGAACAACCAGAACUUGUUCCAUGCCCUCUGCCACACACUCAGGAGUCGUGACCUGUUCCUGCUGCUGCAGGCUCAGAAGUCUGCAGCUGGAGCCUCAGGUCCAUGUGUGUAUUCCCACUAUAUCCUCCAGCCAUCUCCAUCUCUCUCCCUGCUGCUGAAGCCUGUGGUCUCCAGAGAGCUGCUGCUGCCGUGCUCACAGCUGGUUUUGGCUCAGGACCCUGCACAUCACGCCAUGCAGACUAUACAGAGCUGUCUCACUCAGCUGGAUGAGGAGUUUGUUUUAAACCCUCUCUCCCUGAGCAGUAACCUCUACCAGCACCUCAGGAGCCGAGGCCUGCUCUCACAGCCACGAUACCCAUACAGGAUUCAUCCACCACAGGAGGGCCCUAAAAGCACAGGCAGCAGACAGCCACGGCAGCUACAAAACUACAGUCGCCAACUGGGAAUGAACAACAAGGUCAGGGCCACCGUUGCUCCGCUACCCUCCUCCUCCGCCGCCUCCUCUUCCUCCUCGCUGGGACCUCCUCCCAGCAAGGCCUCCCGCCCAGCUCUGAACUUCCUCAGCAGCAGCAGCAGUGGCAGCAGUCGGGCCCCGGCCCCUACCCGGCAAGAGGGAAAUGAUGAUGAUGAUAACUCUGUGCUAAUACAGUAAGAGUGCUGCAGGGUUAGUAGCAGAAAGUGGGGAAAAGUCCAUUGUUGCAUACUUCAAAGGGGUUCCAGUGGAGUCAGAGUACCUGCAAAUGCAUAGACCCUCACACACACACACACAUAUUUGGCUAAUUGGUUUCCACUGUAAAGCUGGUGAGCAAUCAGGCAGCUCAUAAAGGCUUCAAAGAAAGGAAGAGACAAGCUAAUUUGCACGUAAAUGCACACAGGAGGUAGUGUGACACGCUGUGAACACACUUACUCUGCACUGCACUCUGGGUGGUUCUUCUGACACUUUCUUUCAUCUCUAUUUAUUCUCACCGCUCGCUCGCUCGAACAAUAUUAGUUAGAUCUGAAUUUAACAAGCCUCCGUCGCUGCAUUUGCAAGCAUGUGUGUGUAUGUGUGCAAGUGUGAAUGUGAGAAAGGAAAGUUUCAGCUCGCUGCCAUGUGCAGAUUGCUGAGUUAGCAAAACGUCAAAAUCACACACCGUAAACAAUGAAAAAAAAAAAAGCAGGAUAAAAGAUGAAAAGAAGGGAAGCGGCAGGACAAUGAAAGCGUUAAACAGUCACCCAAAAAAAUGGAGGGAAGUAAUAAGAAGUUGCAAAAAAAAAGAACAAACGUGGGUGGUGUGUGGGAGAUCAGAGGAAGAUUAAAAGCUGAUGGAUGUAUAAAAAGCACUGUCUGUGCACUACAGCACGCACGCUGGCACGCACAGCUUUAAGUCAAAAGGAAACUAGCUACAAAACUACAAUUGAUGCAUAAUAAAUGAGACGUGGUGUAUAAAGACUUAUAGCGCGCACACAUGCACAUUCCUUCUUCGCGUCGCCCUUAAGCUCCCGUUCGAACACAGCUUCACUGUUUCAACGAGCCAGAGACAGAGAGGCCUCUCUGCUCGCCUUUACCCCCGCCGCCAGCUCUCUCUCCGAGGGUUGAAAGGCAGCGUGAGGGGGAGGAGGGUGGAUGGAAGAAAACUGAUAAAAUCUGCAGUGUGUUCUGUGAAAAAGUGAAUAUGACAACUUUGCAUUGGAAAAAAACAUUCCGUUGUGUCUGCGAGUGUGUGUGUGUGUGUGUGUGUGUGUGUGUGUGUGUGUGUGUGUGUGUGUGUGUGAGACGACUUAAAGCUAUUACAUCACUGCUGGUUUGUGCAGUUUUCUAUUUACACUCACUCUGACAGUGAGUCACAUUCACACAUUAGUUACGUUUGUCCGUCGUCACUGUUAUGAAUUAAUUUCCCGUGAAUGAGCUUUGUCAUACACAGACACGCACGCUCACAGGUUUAAUGAGUCUCCCGCCAUUCCACCCCCUUACUGAACCUUAUAACAUUUGGCACAUCCCAGUGGCCAGUGACUUCAUGACGUUGUGAUGUCACACUACUUCCGCAUUCACGAAUUACGGCGACAACGACGCUUUUGUCUCUGAAAAGAAUUCAGCCAGACCUUCAAAACCAGCCACUAACAUUUUCCCCACUUCCCCCUCUCUCUCCCGUCGCUUCUUCACUCUCGCUCUUCACUUACUUUUUAAUUCUCACGAGCGCUGGAGAGCUGAGUCAACUGGUGUGAAUUUCAUAAAUUUGUUCAGAUGCAACAACAGCCGUCCCUCUGUCCCCGGAGAGGUCAGAAGGCUAGAGCCGAAGCUCUUCUGUGUGACCUGCACACUGUUAGACACACUCCUCACUAAAUGUCACAACUGUUAGAGAUAAAUGUGAUAUUACCAGAAACUGACAAAGGUUCAAUUGUUUUUGAAAUCGCAGGAAGUUUAACAGUGUCCCGCUUGUCAGGUGACUUUUUCGAUUUUUCGCUCUAAAGCAAAAGGUCUUCUCUGAAAAAUGUUUUGCAUUUGUUGUUGUUCUUUUUUUUUCCUCAUCUCACAGUGUUAAUUCGAUCGUGUUCCCGUUCAGCUUUCUUUCAUAUAUAUGAGAUAUAUAUAUACAUGUAUAAACCUGUAUCUGAUCUGUUCAUCUGCUAUGGCAUAAUAAAAUACCAG
Messenger RNA from Oreochromis aureus, 3746 nucleotides. Its product is annotated as meiosis 1 associated protein. Gene Ontology annotation, biological process: male meiosis chromosome separation; spermatogenesis; meiosis I. The transcript is spliced from 13 exons. The record is from RefSeq and is a predicted model, not a curated record. The coding region runs from base 72 to 1769 and encodes 565 amino acids. Lineage: Eukaryota; Metazoa; Chordata; Actinopteri; Cichliformes; Cichlidae.